AUGUAUUUUAAAGAAGAAUUAGGAGUGGAUGCAUAUGCACCCAAUUGUGAAAYKCUUUCUGAAAACUUGCUAUUUGCAAUGUAYCAUCAUUCUACGCUUACCAGAAUCCAGGAAAGAACAUUAGAUUCCUUUCAUGAUAAGAAUGGCAAGUGUAGGCUUAUUUUUGCCACUAAUGCUCUUGGAAUGGGAGUAAAUUUCCAAGACAUAAGAUUGAUUGUUCACUGUGGUCCACCGCGAGAAAUGGAGGAACUUGUCCAGCAGAUUGGCCGUGCGGGAAGGGAUGGGAAGCCUGCCCAUGCGUUGAUUAUGUACAAUGGUCGUCAUCUUAAGAAUUGUGACCAGUCGGUAAAAGAUAUGUGCAAAGCAACUUCAGGCUGUCUAAGGAAGCGAAUGUUGGCUGAUUUUGRAGUGGAAGACCUACAAAGUCAGGAGAAGCACAAUUGCUGCAUAAACUGUCAUAAAGAAUGUUUGUGCAGUGAWGAUAAAUGCCCMAUUCCCUUCCCUGAAAUCUCCAGAACAAAAACUACAAUAAAAGAAAACCUUAACACAAGAAAGAUCAACUAUCUUGGUGUGGAUGUCACUGCCCUAUUUUCUGAAAGUUUGAUAUAA
Messenger RNA from Exaiptasia diaphana, 609 nucleotides. RefSeq names its product ATP-dependent DNA helicase hus2/rqh1-like. The coding region runs from base 1 to 609 and encodes 202 amino acids. The transcript has a single exon. Gene Ontology annotation, cellular component: chromosome; cytoplasm; nucleoplasm. Gene Ontology annotation, biological process: double-strand break repair via homologous recombination; telomere maintenance. Lineage: Eukaryota; Metazoa; Cnidaria; Anthozoa; Actiniaria; Aiptasiidae. The record is from RefSeq and is a predicted model, not a curated record. Gene Ontology annotation, molecular function: 3'-5' DNA helicase activity; four-way junction helicase activity.